AGAAACAUGACAGAGUCCACACAUGUGUGUCAUCGUUAAAAACUUACAUCGUGAAGAGAAGAAAGGAAUCUUCUGAUUUCAUUCUGAGAAAGAUUCUGAGAUCUCUCUCUCCCUCUCACACACACGCCUACGUGCAGCAACAGAGAGAAAAUGGAGAGCGACUCAGUGAUGGUACCGUUCCCACUGUUACCGGUUCCGAUAGAAUCAAACUACAGAGCGUGCACCAUCCCUUAUCGAUUCCCUUCCGAUAACCCCAGGAAGGCUACUCCCACUGAGAUCUCUUGGAUCGAUCUCUUCUCCAACUCCAUCCCUUCUUUCAAGGAGCGUGCAGAGAGCGAUACAUCUGUUCCUGAUGCUCCUGUUCGAGCUGAAAAGUUUGCUCAAAGGUAUGCUGAGAUUCUUGAGGACUUGAAGAAAGAUCCGGAGAGCCAUGGUGGACCACCAGAUUGCAUCCUUCUAUGUAGAAUCCGUGAGCUGAUACUCAGAGAGUUGGGGUUUAGAGACAUAUUCAAGAAAGUUAAGGAUGAGGAGAAUGCUAAGGCUAUAACACUGUUUCCUGAAGUCGUCCGUUUGAGUGAUGCUAUUGAAGAUGAAGGAAAGCGCAUAGAGAAUCUUGUAAGAGGGAUCUUCGCUGGAAACAUCUUUGAUCUCGGUUCUGCACAGCUUGCGGAGGUAUUCUCAAAGGACGGGAUGUCAUUCUUGGCUAGCUGUCAAAACUUGGUUCCACGGCCAUGGGUCAUUGAUGACCUGGACAACUUUCAAGCUAGAUGGCUCAAGAAGCCCUGGAAGAAGGCUGUGAUAUUUGUAGAUAACUCUGGUGCAGAUAUAAUUUUGGGUAUUUUACCGUUUGCUAGAGAAAUGCUACGUCAAGGAAUGCAGGUUGUGCUGGCUGCUAAUGAGCUUCCAUCUAUCAAUGAUGUCACUUACACCGAGCUUGCAGAGAUCUUGUCAAAGCUUAAGGAUGAAAAUGGACAGCUGAUGGGUGUUGAUAUCUCGAAUCUUCUGAUUGCAAAUUCAGGGAAUGACUUACCGGUUAUUGAUCUUGCAAGAGUAUCACAGGAGGUUGCCUACCUUUCAACCGAUGCAGACUUGGUCAUCUUAGAAGGCAUGGGACGUGGAAUAGAGACAAACCUUUAUGCUCAGUUCAAGUGUGACUCCCUCAAGAUUGGAAUGGUGAAGCAUCCAGAGGUAGCACAGUUUCUUGGAGGACGGCUUUAUGACUGCGUCAUCAAAUACAAUGAAGUUCAGAGUUGAUUGUAUUCCACACCCUUACCAUUUUUUUCUACUGAAUCAAGCCAAACAGUUUAUUAUAUUAAAAACUGUUUGGCUUUGUAAGUUUUAGUUUAAACUCUCUACUCUCUCUGCAAACUCAGAUAUAAGACUUGAAAACUCUUUCAACAU
Brassica rapa (field mustard) is the source of this 1401-nucleotide messenger RNA. Its product is annotated as damage-control phosphatase At2g17340. Gene Ontology annotation, molecular function: pantothenate kinase activity; ATP binding. The record is from RefSeq and is a predicted model, not a curated record. Gene Ontology annotation, cellular component: nucleus; cytosol. Lineage: Eukaryota; Viridiplantae; Streptophyta; Magnoliopsida; Brassicales; Brassicaceae. Gene Ontology annotation, biological process: coenzyme A biosynthetic process.